Didymodactylos carnosus is the source of this 345-nucleotide messenger RNA. The record is from the annotation of a GenBank genome assembly. Lineage: Eukaryota; Metazoa; Rotifera; Eurotatoria; Philodinida; Philodinidae.
AUGAUGGUAUUUGCUAGUUUACUACUCUCUUAUUUUCUUGUUACAGCGGGUAUCAUCUAUGAUAUAAUUGUUGAACCACCAAGUGUCGGAAGUACUACAGAUGAAUAUGGACAUCAUAAACCGGUGGCAUUUAUGGCAUGGCGUAUAAAUGGACAGUACAUAAUGGAAGGCUUAGCUGCGUCAUUUAUGUUUACACUCGGUGGACUCGGAUUUAUUAUACUGGAUUUGACAAAUAAACCAAGCAUGCCUAAAUUAAAUCUUGAGGGUACAAGUGAUGGAAAAUGUCUAGUAGAUAAACGUAAUGGUGAAUCAGUCGAUGGUCUCUCAACAGAAAUUCGUUUUUGA